CGGAAGGGUCAGCCCUAUGAGAUCAUGUGACAACUGUCUGCUUGUGACGCCAAAUGCCUGGGAAGGGGACGGCGGCCAACUAUCCAUAACAUAACAACCGCAUUUGCGAAGUAGAACUCUGCCUCAUUCAGGACCGUUUCCAAGACCGUCAACCAUGAAGAAUAUGUUCCGAGAUUCACGGGUAUCAUGAAGAGAACCCUUCUUUUGGUAUUUAUCCACGGUUUCAAGGGCGGAGAGGAUACAUUUGGAAGCUUCCCUGAUCAUCUGCGCGCCUUAGUCAACCAUGCGCUGCCGAAUAUAGAGGUCACCGUAGCGGUGUACCCGAAGUUUGAGACGAAGGGGGAUUUAAACGGGUGUGUGGCUAGAUUUCGAGAAUGGCUCCAAAACACGGUUAUAGACAUAGAAGUCGCAAAUGAAGCACCGUCUCCCACUGUCGACCCGUCUGUACAUGUCUUUUUAGUUGGACAUUCGAUGGGUGGGAUUGUUGGCGCAGAGACUUUGCUCCUUCUAGCGUCAGAACAACUCUUACCCACUCCGUCAAAUAUUUCACCCUCGAAGAGGUCAGGGGCGGAGGGCAAGCCUGUAGAAGCCAACGCUUUUAUGUUUCCUCACAUCCAAGGAUUGCUUGCAUUCGAUACCCCGUUCCUUGGUAUCGCGCCAGGAGUUGUCUCAUACACAGCUGAAAAUCAUUAUAGAACGGCCACUGCUGCGUACGGAGCGAUUUCAGAGGUAGCUGGUGUAUUUGGAUGGGGAGCUGCGAAGAAAAGUGAAAAUAUGGCUAGAAGCACACCUGUAGCCGACGGAAAUAGUCGAUCCGGCGCAUCCGCUCUUCCUCCAGCUACGAGUACAUCUAGCAUGACUUCCUCCACAGAUGAUGCUGCUGCCACGCCGUCCUGGCAACGCUGGGGACGCUACGCGAUGUAUGCGGGAGCUGCAGGCGCAGUUGCAGCCGGUGGAGCAGCUGCUUUAUAUUCUCAGCGCAAUAAAUUUUUAGAAGGCUGGAGCUGGGCUACCUCACACUUAGAGUUUGUUGGGUGUCUCGCACGGCCUGAAGAACUACGACGGCGCGUAUCGGCGACCGCAAGACUGCAGCAGGAACGAGGGAUCGGCUGUGCAGAUUUUUACACAUGUUUAGGGGAGGGGGCAGUCGCCGUCCCAGCUAGCAGCAGCAGCAACACUUCUUCCACAGCUUCCUAUCUCAGUCGGUAUAUAUUGCGCUCGAAGAUGCGAACAUUCUGCAACCUCCCGGCUGAUGUUGAUGAGGGCGAAAAUAAAGGUGACAUCAAGGCAAAAUAUAGCGAUAUGUCGGGGAUCAAGUGGAUAAAGGCCACGAAUGAUAAAGCAAAUGAUGAAACAAAAGCGCACAUGAGCAUGUUUUCGUCCGUGGAAAAUCCAUCCUUCUAUGAUCUCGCUCAGCAGGCUUGCGAGCUGCUGACUGGAUGGGUCGAUCGAGGGUGGUACUUGAAAGCUACCCGCGCUGGUGGUGGUCGCGGUAGUUCCAGUAACCCAAAAAGCAACAGCCCUGGGUCGAACCGUGGCCAGGAUGAAGGGAAAGAGUUUGUGGAAGGCGAAGAUGAUGUUGUUCUUGUAGAUUAGGACGGAUUUCCGGAGUCCAAAUUUCUUGCUCACUCUUUCCGAAGUUGAAUUUGUUUCAAGCGGGCGUUAUGCUGUAUUUUUAUGCGAGGUGCGAGGAAUACACGAUUGAAUGAUACACUUGAAUAAGGAAAAGGGAAUGAUUGCCAGGGAAGGGUUAUUAUUAUGUUUCUACAGUAGGGUGUUUUACUAUACAUCGGUACUGAUCAAGGCAACGGUCAUGGCUAUGCCUAAUCAGAGUAUCUCGCGUUCUCAACGAAGAAUGAGACAUCUUUUGUGCCAUCUAUGCUCUGAAAUUCCGUAUGCGAUAAAGCAUUUGUUUUAUACAUGAUAUAGGACUAGCUAACUUUCAACAUUUAAAUGCAAACAACUUGGGAAAAUUGCACAUGAUGGCGUCUUCUAAUUCUAGGGACAAUUGAUUCGGAAAUAUAAUGUGGA
This is a messenger RNA of Blastomyces gilchristii SLH14081, 2031 nucleotides long. RefSeq lists its product as uncharacterized. The coding region runs from base 187 to 1596 and encodes 469 amino acids. NCBI's taxonomy places the organism in Eukaryota, Fungi, Ascomycota, Eurotiomycetes, Onygenales, Ajellomycetaceae. The transcript is spliced from 3 exons. The record is from RefSeq and is a predicted model, not a curated record.